UUUUAUCUCUUCUUCCAUCCGGGCUUUCAUUGAGCGAGGAUAUUUCGUAGUCUUGCCAUGCCAAGGCAACCUCGCUCCAUUUAUUGUUUUUCUUUAUAAUUUAUAGGUGCCUAGUUAAAUCAUGCGCGGCCUUCUAAAGGCUCAGUUGUUGCUAGCGCCGGUGCUGGCGGCGGCUCUUCCAACUAGACAUGAAGUCUAUACCCCACGUGCUUUAAUAAACAUCAAUAUCGACAAAACAUCGGAUGAAGUCGCUCUCCAAGACAUAAAUCUUCGCCUCGACAUCCACGAGUCGACAUCCCCAUGUGGUUACGGAAAUGUGACCCUUAAUGACCAAAAACUCGCACAAGAUGAGAACGGCGCUGGAUCUGGAUCGAUCACUACCGAAGAUGGCAACAUCAUCAUCGCUAUCUGGGCGUUUACUUGUGUUCACCUCGAAGAUGAGUUUCAAGGACAGAUGAUGGCUUUUGAAGUCGUAUCCAUGAAUAAUAAGGAAGUCGAAGAUGCUAGAUUCGUCGUUCAAUUCCAACAGAUGGCACCAGUUUCGGUUUCCUUCAUCAACGCCACCGGGUCCAUUGUUGAAGUCCCAAUUUCUACCGAGGAAAAGGAUGACAGCUCAGAUGAAGAGGCUCCGGCAACUCUAGAUGAAGAAUUAGCCGAGUUGAAGUCCAUGAUGCGACAACUAGCAUCUCUCGAAUACGCAAUUUCUUCCAAGGUACACCGUAUUGCUGAGAUGGGCCAUGAUUUCAAGCCACCUCACGAAUUUCAUUCGUUCGCUGAGUGCGACAGCCUGAAAUGCAUCGUGAAAACGAUGUACAAUCGGGCGAAGCACAUGGCUAGCAGUUUCUAUGGACACGGACUUGGAGAUCAGGGCCCCUUUGAUGGUCGACCUGGUCGACACCAUUGGCCUUUCCAUGGCAGAGAAGGGAAACACCCACAUCACUGGUUUCCCCACCAUCACGGCGGGGAUCAUGGGAAUCACACUUUCCCACAUCCUCCUCACCAUCCUCAUCACCCACCGCCCCCUCAUGGUGACCAUCCUCCUUUCCCUCCCUUUUGUCAUUGUGGACCUCCACCGCCACCUCCAAACGGCCCCCCUCACGGUCCUCCUCCUCACGGCCCCCCUCAUGAUGGUCCUCAUGGAUCCCCUCAUGGCCCUCCUCAUGGUCCACCCCAUGGUCCCCCUCACGGUCCGCCACCGCCUCCUCCGCCUCCACCACACCAUGAGUUCGGCGAUGAACGCCCGCCUCACGGCCACCCACCACCAAAUCACCACGCAACAGAGGAUGACGCUCAAGAGAAGCCCGAACCAGCUGAGGAAUUCACACAUGAGAUGGGACCGAGUGAGGAUUUUGAUGGCAGACCUGAACUGCCCCUUCACCCCCCUGAGGGCGAGCCCCCUUUCCCUCCACCACCUCCUCCAGGGCUAGACGGACCCCAUCACCCCGGCCAUAUGCCUUUCGGUGGAAGGCCACCACACCCACCACCCCCUCCUCCCUUCCGUCACCCGGGCUUAUUCCACGCGAUAUCGACCAUCCACAUUGUAGCCAUCGUCGUCCUACUUGGUCUCCUAUUUAGCGCCAUACACACACGUUGCUUCACUACCACGCGCGAGGACCGACGUCGGGCACGCGAAGAUCGUUGCCGCCACGACGACGACCAUGAUGACCACGAAACAAAGCAUAUUACUAUCAGCACCAAGUAUAGCAAAAUCAUCAAGUGGUUAAAGCAAACCGUAAGAAAGCAAGAGAUCGAGGACGAAGAAAAGGAAGCUAUGAUGAGAAGGCUACACGGAGCUGAGAGCGAGGAAGAGGACAAUCUCUCCACGACUAUGGAGCAGGAGAUCGCCCAGUUCCGCGCCGUCGCUAGUGUUGUAGGCGAUAUUGUUGAAGCGGAAGAGGGACGCUCUCGGGAAUAUGCCCGAGAGAUGCAACAACAUAGUUCUGCUCCCACUCCCCCGAGUCCGACCUCGGCGUUCCCAGAUUACGCGUCUGUGGAUGAGGAGCUUCCGGCGUACGAUGAGGGGAUGAAUGAUUCACGCUUUGUUGCUGAUGGGUUUAGAUAUACCCCAGGAAGCUCAUGCUAUACUUCGACUGAUACUUCAACGGAGUCGUCGCUUGAUGAGCAUUUGGGGAGAAAGGAUUAGGGUGUUUAAGGUUGGGGUGGUUGAUCUUGGGGAGAGGAUUAGCAUUAUUUGGGUUUCUUUUCGUGUAUAAAUAAGGGCGGCUAUCUAUGCUUGGUGUUGCUGUAAGGUAGUGGUUUUGGAUAAGUUACCGCGGGCAUGGCAUAUAGAGCGUAAUAUAAUAAAUGCUUUAUUCCAAAGAACUUAUUAAUGCUUGACUCAUCAUGAGUACAUGUUAGAGUGCACCUGCUUACACGGGUGACUACUCUAAUAGGGGAUUAUGGGUAGUUGUUGCUCUAUCGCUUUUGCUGAUUGAGACUUUCCUGGUAAAAGUUUCUUAGUGUGAUUGCAGAACUGCGGGUUGUCGCUUCCCUUGAGCAAUAUCAUCAAUAUAAGCAGGAGUACUUCAUGCCUGAUUAUGUCAUUGUUAUCAUCGCUCCCUCUCCUGAGAAUUUACAUAAUCUUUCUUCUCUCCUUGUCCC
This is a messenger RNA of Hypoxylon trugodes, 2601 nucleotides long. RefSeq lists its product as uncharacterized. The transcript has 5 exons. Gene Ontology annotation, biological process: actin filament polymerization. Gene Ontology annotation, cellular component: cytoplasm; actin filament. Bases 122 to 2143 code for a protein of 673 amino acids. The record is from RefSeq and is a predicted model, not a curated record. Gene Ontology annotation, molecular function: actin binding; microtubule binding. NCBI's taxonomy places the organism in Eukaryota, Fungi, Ascomycota, Sordariomycetes, Xylariales, Hypoxylaceae.